Molecule: messenger RNA, 2702 nt
Organism: Rubroshorea leprosula
Lineage: Eukaryota; Viridiplantae; Streptophyta; Magnoliopsida; Malvales; Dipterocarpaceae
Source: the annotation of a GenBank genome assembly
CCUCCCCCACCUUCAGUUUUCUUCAACACAAAACGUUCUUCCAGUUUCUACUUUCUGCGACACUCUAAACUUUCACUUCAAAAUGCAGCUUCUUCAUGCUCCCUCUUGUCUACACCUAUCCUUUCGAAGCACUAAACAACAUCCGAAAGAAGGAUUGCUUUCAAUAGAGAAACAAGCUCGACCAUUACCUCCCAAAUGCUCCUUCCAGACUCAAAAGCUUCAAGGGUCAAUAUGGGUAUCACAUAAGCGGCCAAAUUUUAGCUGCUUCACAACUGAAGCUGCCUCUGCUGAAGCAAUCUCAAUUGGAACGGCUGACGAUGAUGUAUUAAAGGCUUUGUCUCAAAUUAUUGAUCCGGACUUUGGAACUGACAUUGUAUCAUGUGGUUUUGUGAAAGAUUUGAACAUUGAUGAAGCUUCAGGAGAGGUUUCCUUUCGUUUGGAGCUCACAACACCAGCAUGUCCAAUCAAGGACAUGGUAAAUGACACAAUCACCAUUGUUUGAUCAAGAACUGACGUAUGUUUGAAAUGGUAGACUUUUGUUUUGUAAAAACUCACUGAAAACUAACUAGUAAUGAGAACAUGUUGAUGACUUUGGAAAUUUCACUUUUCUUCCUUUCCAAGUUUGUAUUGUGAAUUAUUUCUCAUCCACAUGAUGCUGUUUGUUACAAUCAUUAAAGCAUUUCCUACAAUCUAUGUUGUUAUCUUUGUCUCUUUGUGUUGUAUGUGCUGUUCAAUAGAUAUAAUGCUCAAGUCUAACAUUGACAUGUGAAAUCAUAGCAUGAUUGCUAUUGCUUAACAGUUUGAGCAGCAAGCAAAUGAGGUCGUGGCUAUGCUUCCCUGGGUCAAGAAGGUCAAUGUGACCAUGUCAGCGCAACCAGCCAGACCUGUCUUCACCGGGCUACUUCCGCCAGGGCUGCGGACAAUUUCAAAUAUUGUGGCAGUUUCAAGUUGCAAGGGAGGUGUGGGAAAAUCAACAGUUGCUGUAAAUCUUGCAUAUACUUUGGCUGAUAUGGGGGCUAGAGUUGGUAUCUUUGAUGCUGAUGUUUAUGGGCCAAGUUUACCAACAAUGGUCUCCCCACAAUACAGAUUGUUAGAGAUGAAUCCAGAGACAAAAACUAUCAUUCCAACUGAAUACCUAGGAAUCAAACUGGUAUCUUUUGGAUUUUCUGGACAAGGUCGUGCUAUAAUGCGAGGUCCAAUGGUUUCUGGGGUCAUCAACCAACUUCUGACGACAGCUGAAUGGGGAGAACUUGAUUAUCUUAUUAUUGACAUGCCUCCAGGAACUGGUGAUAUCCACCUUACUUUAUGCCAGGUAGUCCCAUUAACUGCUGCAGUUAUUGUUACAACCCCUCAGAAGUUGUCAUUCAUUGACGUUGCAAAAGGGGUUCGCAUGUUUUCAAAGCUUAAGGUGCCAUGUGUUGCUGUAGUUGAGAAUAUGUGCCACUUUGAUGCUGAUGGAAAACGCUAUUACCCAUUUGGUAGAGGUUCUGGGUCGCAGGUCGUGCAGCAGUUUGGAAUCCCUCAUCUGUUUGAACUUCCAAUUAGACCAACAGUAUGUCCUAAGAUAAAUCUGCUAACAAUGUUUGUAUGGUGAUAUAUAUUAUAGUUGCCUACUUGAAAUGACUCUUCUAUAAUUUGAUCAAACAAUAUUGCUGCAUAAUCCUUUCUUAUGUGUUCUGAUGGUCCUAACUUUCAAGCUUCAUAUUUAUUGCAUUAACAGUCAAGCACCAUAAUCUGUCUUAGGAAAAUUUAACUUCAACUUGUGAAAGAAUCCCGAAAUUAGUUUACAUUUGGACUUGAGCAUCUAUAUUUUAUUUACACAAGUUCCAAUCUUUCUGAAGCAAGCCUUAAUAUUCCUACAUGAAGACCAGUAGUCAGUCAUAUUUAAAAUGUUAGAAUGUCUAGGGUCAUGUUUCAUGACAUUUAUUUGGACAGCUUUCUGCUUCUGGGGAUGGUGGAAUGCCAGAGGUGGUGGCUGAUCCUCAAGGUGAAGUUGCCAAGAUAUUUCAGGACCUUGGAGUAUGUGUUGUACAACAGUGUGCCAAGAUUCGCCAACAAGUAUCGACAGCUGUCACCUAUGAUAAAUCUCUCAAGGCAAUCAAGGUGAAGGUACCAGAUUCAGAAGAAGAAUUCUUUCUGCAUCCUGCAACUGUGAGACGUAAUGACCGUUCUGCACAAAGUGUGGAUGAGUGGACUGGAGAACAAAAGCUACAGUACGGUGACAUUCCAGAAGAUAUUGAACCCGAAGAAAUUCGACCUAUGGGAAACUAUGCAGUGUCGAUAACAUGGCCUGAUGGAUUUAGUCAGAUUGCUCCCUAUGAUCAGCUCCAAACAAUAGAACGGUUGGUUGAUGUUCCUCAACCAACUUCCAUUCAAGCAUGAGAAUAUUCCUCACUUCUUCCAGAUUCUUCUCUUCAGACAACAAUGGCAACUUGACAGAAGUAAUUCAAGGCAUUUGUCUUCUUUGUUCUCCAACCAAAAUGGCGGGACAAGUUUAGUGCAGAAUCGGAACGAACUGUCUUAGACACAGUUAAAUCAGUUGUAAGAACCUAUGGAUGUAGUAAUGUGAAAAUAUAUAGAACCCAACAGCCCUCUCUUCUAACACAUUUCCACCCAUGUAGUAUUGAUUCUAGACAUUGAAUAUCACACAAAAAAGUGGAAAUUGUAACAAAAAGAAAGUAUACUUUUCUAUGGUUUUACAU